Molecule: messenger RNA, 1835 nt
Organism: Pungitius pungitius (ninespine stickleback)
Lineage: Eukaryota; Metazoa; Chordata; Actinopteri; Perciformes; Gasterosteidae
Gene: ucp1
Product: uncoupling protein 1
Exons: 7
Coding region: 450-1370 (306 amino acids)
Biological process (GO): response to cold; adaptive thermogenesis; mitochondrial transmembrane transport
Molecular function (GO): oxidative phosphorylation uncoupler activity
Source: RefSeq, a predicted model, not a curated record
UGGCGAAUGCGCUCUGCCUAAUAAAGUAAAUAAAUACUCAGAUACAGAAAAGAAGGAAAAUCAAAUCACUGAUAGAAAGAAAUGACUGAAAUGACUGUUUUAAAAAUAAGUUUAUAGAUGUUUUUAAUUGGGAUGAAAGGCUACCGGUGUUAAAGUGCCAGAAUGAGUAAUGUAAAAUAGUUGUUUUUCUGAAAUGUUCCUGCACUGUGGGGUAAAUUGAACAUUGACUUUCUGAGAGUCUGUGGACUUUGAUUUGACCCUUGCAGGAGUACACAGUAACGCCUCUUGAUGCCAUAAAAAAAAAGUCAGCCAGAUAAUACAUAAAUACAGAGCCGAAGAUGCAUUUCUCUUUUCAGCGGGGAGGCACGUUUUAUGGAUUAUAAUCCGACCAAUCAUAUCCUACCGAGGAUCAAAGCCUGACACUUUAGACCAACAAUCAUUAGGGAAACAUGGUGGGACUUAAACCCUCAGACGUGCCCCCUCCGCUGGUGGUGAAGAUGGCGAGUGCCGGGGCUGCGGCCUGUGUCGCGGACCUCUUCACGUUUCCCCUGGACACGGCCAAAGUCAGACUACAAAUUCAGGGGGAGGUGAAGGGAGUCGACGGCAUCCGCUACAGAGGGGUGUUCGGCACGAUCAGCACCAUGAUCCGAACGGAGGGGCCCAAGUCCGUGUACAACGGGCUGGUGGCGGGGCUCCAGAGGCAGGUGUGCUUCGCCUCCGUCAGGAUCGGCCUCUACGACAACGUCAAAGAUUUAUACACCGGUGGCAAAGACAAAGCCGGUAUAGUGGCACGGAUCCUGGCUGGAUGCACCACGGGCGCCUUGGCGGUGUCCUUUGCACAGCCCACGGACGUGGUCAAGGUCCGGUUCCAGGCCCAGGUGAACCUGGACGGUGUGGCUCGCCGGUACAGCGGCACCAUGCAGGCCUACAAACACAUCUUCCAGAACGAGGGCGUGCGCGGACUCUGGAAAGGCACGCUACCUAACAUCACAAGAAAUGCCCUGGUCAACUGCACCGAGCUGGUUACAUACGACCUGAUCAAGGAGGCCAUCUUGAAGCACAAACUGCUGUCAGACAACCUUCCGUGUCAUUUUGUAUCUGCGUUCGGGGCCGGCUUCGUCACCACGGUGAUCGCUUCCCCAGUGGAUGUAGUGAAGACCAGAUACAUGAACUCUCCCCCCGGUCAGUACAAGAGUGCCAUCAACUGUGCCUGGACCAUGAUGACCAAAGAGGGGCCGACGGCUUUCUACAAAGGAUUUGUGCCCUCGUUUCUGAGGUUGGGAUCAUGGAACGUUGUUAUGUUCGUCUCUUUCGAACAAAUCAAGAGAGCCAUGAUGGUCACAAAGAAGAGGAUUGAGGACAAAAAUUAAGAUUUCCUUUUGACAGAAAAAUCAGAACCAUCACUGGGCUAAAUAUCAAUUUAGUUCAGUUUUAUUCGUAAGUGACAAAAAAAACAUCCUUUGCUGAAAAGGGAAUAUUGUUAAGUGUACCUUUUAUUUGUGUUUAUGUUGAAGUGAAAGGCAGUUUGUAUUUAUAAUUGUUCAUGAUGAAUCCAUUUGAAAUUGAAUGGUGCUAACUCUCGGUUGUCAUAACCCAUUUUGGGAAGUUAAGUGCACUUUAAGAUCUGUGAAUCUAAAACUGCCAAUCACACAUUUCAGGCAGUUUACAGCAGAGCACCUUUAAAUAAUACUGGUGCUCUCAGUAAAAUGGAAAACAGGUUUAUGUGAACUCUAGAUAUAUUUUACUUGUUUAACAGAACCUGUGCUUGCGUUUUAACUUAUGCUUUCAUGUCCACCACAAACAAAAAUUCAAAACAUUAAAAUGUGUAUUUAUUA